Molecule: messenger RNA, 1665 nt
Organism: Paramecium pentaurelia
Lineage: Eukaryota; Ciliophora; Oligohymenophorea; Peniculida; Parameciidae
Source: the annotation of a GenBank genome assembly
AUGCUUUCAUCAAUAAAAUAGAAAGAAAAUGAGCCUAUCUUUUAAGGAUAUUUUAAAGAAAAUAGUGAUGACGACAAUGAUGAUAAGUCUAUUAGAAAACCAACCUUGAUAAUGAAUGUUUAAGGUAAUUUAAAAUUUUUAUAGAGAGAUACUAAAUAUGAUGUUGUAAAAUUUGUUGGUAAGAAUAUAUUUAAAUGGAAAUUAUAAUAUGAAAUUGAUGGAAAUUUAUGGGAUAUCUUUUGGACUGAUGCUUCUGUUUAAUCAGAAACAUUGGGAAAAAUGCAACGUUUAUAUUAUAAAUAUAUAUCUUAUUAGCUCAUCAAAAAAUCAACCAUUUUCCAGGUAUGUUCUCACUUUCUCGUAAAAAUCAUUUAGGAAGAAAUCUUAUGAAAAUGAAGAAAGAAUUUCCUUAUGAGUAUAAAUUCUUUCCUUUAACUUGGUUACUACCAACUGAUUAUGGGGAAUUUAGAAAUUAGUUUACAAAAGGCAAAAUUAAGACAUUUAUUGUUAAACCAGAGGCUAGUAGUUAAGGAAGAGGAAUUUUUCUAACUAGAAACAUUAAUGAUAUUGAUCCAACUGAUCAUUAUGUAGCAUAGCGAUAUUUAGAUAAUCCAUUUUUAAUAGAUGGAUUAAAGUUUGAUUUAAGAGUAUAUGUACUAUUAGCAGGUACAGAACCUUUGAGAAUAUAUGUUUAUCAAGAUGGUUUAGUGAGAUUUGCUACUUAACCAUAUGUACCACCUUCCUCUAGUAAUCUUGAUGAUGUUUGUAUGCACUUGACUAAUUAUGCUAUAAAUAAAGAAAAUCCUAAUUUUAUUUUUAAUAAUGAUGUAUCAAAAAUGGAUGUUGGACAUAAAAGAUCAAUUAAAUCAGUUUUUGGUAAAUUAUAAGAAGAAGGAUAUAAUAUAGAAAAGUUAUGGUAAGAUAUGUACAAAUUAUUUAUUAAAACAUUUUGUUCAGUUCAACCUAUCUUAAAUCAUCAUUAUAAAUCAUGUCAACCAGAUAAUUAUGCUAAUAAUAUGUGUUUUGAAAUAUUAGGUUUUGAUAUUUUUCUAAAUCAUAAGCUAUAACCUUAUUUAUUGGAAGUAAAUCAUACUCCAAGUUUUACAACUGAUACACCUUUGGAUUCAAUUAUUAAAAAAAACCUUAUUAGGGACACAUUAAUAUUGAUGAAUGUAAAUAUAAAAGCAAAAAAUUAAAUUAUUUAAUCUAGAAGAGAGUAAUUAUAAUAGAGAGUGUUAACAGGAAAAAAGUAAAAAAUUACUUAAGAAGAAAAAUAAGCUCAAAUUUAAAAAUAUUAAAAACUUAGGGAUGAGUAUGAAAAUAACAAUCUAGGAGAUUUUAUUAAAAUAUAUCCAUUAUAAGAUUCUGGAGAAUAUAAAAGAUUUAUUGAAUUUGCAUCUAAAUUAUAGGAUAAUUGGACAGGAUCAAGUAAUUAUAAUAUCAAUUAUUAAAGAUAUAAAGAGGAAUUAUAAAGUGGAAUCAAAUAAAAUAAAUACAAAUAUUGGGCAUUUUGUGAUUAAUCCAUAAAAACAAUAAUUACACCAAAAAAUGAAGGAACGAUAAAUUAGGAUCAAUUAAUUUGGAUGUUAAAAUGACGAACAAGAAUUAUAAAAUUAUUAAAAAUAAGUGAUUGUUUAGAAUUAAUUUAAAAAAUAGGUAUAGUGA